Molecule: messenger RNA, 4617 nt
Organism: Platichthys flesus (European flounder)
Lineage: Eukaryota; Metazoa; Chordata; Actinopteri; Pleuronectiformes; Pleuronectidae
Exons: 9
Source: RefSeq, a predicted model, not a curated record
ACCAACAACAACACCAACUCCAACAACAACUACAACACCAAUUCCAACAACAACUACAACACCUUCCCCUACAACAACUCCAACAACAACUACAACAACAACCCCGACAACAACAACACCAACUCCAACACCAACCCCGACAACUAUGGCACCAACCCCAACAACAACUACAACACCAUCUCCAACAACAACUACAACACCAACAACAACUGCAACUACAACUCCAACAACAACUACAACUGCAACAACAACUACAACACCAACUACAACACCAACCCCGACAACCACAACAACUACGACACCAAGCCUGACAACAACAACAACAACACCAACUCAAACAACAACAACAACUCCAAUAACAACACCAACUGCAACAACAACUACACAAUCAACAACUACAACGGAAACUCCAACAACAACUACAACACCAACUCAAACAACAACUACAACACCUUCCCCUACAACAACAACAACUCCAACAACAACACCAACUGCAACAACAACUACAACAGCAAACCCGACAACAACACCAACUCCGACAACAACUACAACACCUUCCCCUACAACAACUCCAAUAACAACUACAACAACAACAACAACACCAACUGCAACCACAACUACAACACCAACUACAACAACAACUACAACACCUUCCCCUACAACAACUACAACACCAACCCCGACAACAACUACAACACCAACACCUUCCCCUACAACAACUACAACUCCAACAACAACUACAACGGCAACAACAACUACAACACCUUCCCCUACAACAACUACAACUAUAACACCAACAACAACUACAACACCAACUACAACACCAACUGAAACAACAACUACAACACCAACCCCGACAACCACAACAACUACGACACCAAGCCUGACAACAACAACAACAACACCAACUCAAACAACAACUACAACAACAACUCCAAUAACAACACCAACUGCAACAACAACUACAACAGCAAAUCCGACAACAACACCAACUCCGACAACAACUACAACACCAACUCCAACAACAACUACAACACCUUCCCCUACAACAACUCCAAUAACAACAACAACAACUCCAACAACUAUAACACCGACCUCUACCACUACAACAACAAUUCCAACAACAACUACAACACCUUCCCCUCCAACAACAACAACUCCAACAACAACUCCAAUACCAACAACAACACCAACACCGACUCCAAUAACAACUAUAACACCAACAACAACUACAACACCAACUACAACACCAACUGAAACAACAACUACAACACCAACCCCGACAACAACUACAACACCAACUCCAACACCAACUGCAACCACAACUACAUCACCAACUUCAACAACAACUACAACACCUUCACCUUCAACAACUCCAACAACAACUACAACACCAACCCCGACAACAACAACACCAACUACAACACCAACCCCGACAACAACUACAACACCAACACCUUCCCCUACAACAACUACAACUCCAACAACAACUACAACGGCAACAACAACUACAACACCUUCCCCUACAACAACUACAAAUAUAACACCAACAACAACUACAACACCAACAACAACUCCAAUAACAACUAUAACUGCAACAACAACUACAACACCUUCCCCUACAACAACUACAACUAUAACACCAACAACAACAACAACAACAACACCAACUCAAACAACAACUACAACAACAACUCCAAUAACAACACCAACUGCAACAACAACUACAACAGCAAACCCGACAACAACCCCUACCACUACAACUACAACACCAACAACGACUACAACACCAACCCCAUCAACAACUACAACUGCAACUCCAACAACGACUCAAACACCCACAAUAACUACUACAUCAACCCCAGAAACACCAUCAACGACUACAACACCCCUGACAACAACAACAACAACACCAACUCAAACAACAACAACAACUCCAAUAACAACACCAACUGCAACAACAACUACACCUACAACAACAACAACUCCAACAACAACACCAACUGCAACAACAACUACAACAGCAAACCCGACAACAACACCAACUCCGACAACAACUACAACACCUUCCCCUACAACAACUCCAAUAACAACUACAACAACAACAACAACACCAACUGCAACCACAACUACAACACCAACUACAACAACAACUACAACACCUUCCCCUACAACAACUACAACACCAACCCCGACAACAACUACAACACCAACACCUUCCCCUACAACAACUACAACUCCAACAACAACUACAACGGCAACAACAACUACAACACCUUCCCCUACAACAACUACAACUAUAACACCAACAACAACUACAACACCAACUACAACACCAACUGAAACAACAACUACAACACCAACCCCGACAACCACAACAACUACGACACCAAGCCUGACAACAACAACAACAACACCAACUCAAACAACAACUACAACAACAACUCCAAUAACAACACCAACUGCAACAACAACUACAACAGCAAAUCCGACAACAACACCAACUCCGACAACAACUACAACACCAACUCCAAUAACAACUACAACACCUUCCCCUACAACAACUCCAAUAACAACAACAACAACUCCAACAACUAUAACACCGACCUCUACCACUACAACAACAAUUCCAACAACAACUACAACACCUUCCCCUCCAACAACAACAACUCCAACAACAACUCCAAUACCAACAACAACACCAACACCGACUCCAAUAACAACUAUAACACCAACAACAACUACAACACCAACUCCAACAACAACUAUAACACCAACACCUACCCCGACAACAACAACAACUCCAAUAACAACUACAACUGCAACAACAACUACAACACCUUCCACUACAACAACUACAACUAUAACACCAACAACAACUACAACACCAACUACAACACCAACUGAAACAACAACUACAACACCAACCCCGACAACCACAACAACUACGACACCAAGCCUGACAACAACAACAACAAAACCAACUCAAACAACAACUACAACACCUUCCCCUACAACAACAACAACUCCAACAACAACUCCAAUAACAACACCAACUGCAACAACAACUACAACAGCAAACCCGACAACAACACCAACUCCAACAACAACUACAACACCUUCCCCUACAACAACUCCAAUAACAACUACAACACCAACAACAACACCAACUGCAACAACAACUACAACACCAACUACUACGACAACUACAACUGCAACAACUACAACACCAACCCCGACAACAACACCAACUACAACACCAACCCCAACAACAACACCAACUCCAACAACAACUAUAACAACAACUAUAGCACAAACCCCAACAACAACUACAACACCAACUCCAACAACAACUACAACACCAACAACAACACCAACUGCAACCACAACUACAACUCCAACAACAACUACAACUGCAACAACAACUACAACACCAACUACAACACCAACCCCGACAACAACAACAAUACCAACCCCUACAACCACAACACCAACUCCAACAACAACUACAACACCAAUUCCAACAACUACAACACCUUCCCCUACAACAACUCCAAUAACAACUACAACACCAACAACAACACCAACUCUACCAACAACUACAACACCAACUCCAACAACAACUACAACACCAACCCCGACAACAACAACACCAACUCCAACACCAACCCCGACAACUAUGGCACCAACCCCAACAACAACUACAACACCAUCUCCAACAACAACUACAACACCAACAACAACAACAACUGCAACCACAACUACAACUCCAACAACAACUACAACUGCAACAACAACUACAACACCAACUACAACACCAACCCCGACAACAACUACAACACCAACCCCGACAACAACAACAAUACCAACCCCUACAACCACAACACCAACUCCAACAACAACUACAACACCAACUCCAACAACAACUACAACACCUUACCCUACAACAACUCCAAUAACAACUACAACACCAACCCCGACAACAGCUACAACUCAUACAACAACCCCGACGGCAACAACAACUACAACAACCCCAACAACAAAUACAACUGCAGUACCAACAACCCCUGCCAUCACAAAAAAGCAAGUGGUGUUCAGAUCUGUUCUGCAAACAUUCACAACCGACUUGUUGGAUACAUCAUCUACUGCUUUUAAAGGAAGAGCUGAUAACAUAAAGAGUCAGCUUGAACCUCGGUACAAAAAUAAGUUCCCCUACUUGUUUUCCUUUGAAGUGGUGAAAUUCAGAAAUGGAUCAAUCGUCAAUGUUUUUGACCUCACCUUCAAUGGCACAUCUUCUCCUAACAACACUGCGAUUUCAGAUGUUUUGCUCAAUGCAACUUCAUCAGUCAUUGGCUUCGACAUUGAAGGCAGCUCCGUGACCGUAGAUGGCAUAGGUACAACUACAACUACAAGUCCAACUCUAACACCAACAACACCAACACAAACCACAACACCUACCCCAACAACAACUACAACACUGACCCUGACAACAACACCAACCGCGACAACAACUACAACACCUUCCCCUACAACAACUACAACUCCAACAACAACAACAAUACCAACUGCAACAACAACUACAACACCAACCCCGACAACAACACCAACUACAACACC